CCGCUCCGCCCCAGAGCAGAGGGCGACACCCCCAAGCCUGUUGGACCGUGGGACUUGCGCCGCUUUCGCCCAAGUAGUGUGCCCCAAAACUCGUUAGCCAUGGCGGCGGCGGAGGCGGGGGUCCUUUUCCACAGAGCCCGGGACAGGACCCUGGACGCGUUCUCUUCAGAGGCGGAAAGGGAGUGGAAAGGCCCGUUCUACUUCAUCCAGGGUGCAGACCCGCAGUUCGGCUUGAUGAAGGCCUGGGCUUCCAAGGACUGCGACCACGGUGGGGACGAGUGGGGACAGGAGAUCCGUCUGACAGAACAGGCCGUCCAGGCCGUCAACAAGCUGGAGCCCAAGCCCAGGUUCUUUGUUCUGUGUGGGGACCUCGUUCAUGCCAUGCCAGGCACACGCUGGCGGAAAGAGCAGACAGAGGACUUGCAGCGGGUGCUCGCGGCGGUGGACAGCGACAUCCCGCUGGUGCUGGUCAGCGGCAACCAUGACGUCGGCAACGAGCCCACGGCCGAGAGCGUGGAAGAGUUCCGGCGGACCUGGGGCGACGACUAUUUCAGCUUCUGGGUGGGCGGCGUGCUGUUCCUGACGCUCAACUCGCAGCUGCUGGCAGACGCCUCGCGCUGCCCGGGCCUGCGGGCCGCCCAGGACGAAUGGCUGGAGGGGCAGCUGCGCCAGGCCGGGCAGCGGCAGUGCCGUCACGCCGUGGUCUUCCAGCACAUCCCGCUGUUCCUGCAGAGCAUCGACGAGGACGACGACUACUUCAACCUGGCCCGCGACGUGCGCAGGGACCUGGCCGACAGGUUCACCAGGGCAGGCAUCAAGGCCGUGUUCUCGGGCCACUAUCACCGCAACGCCGGGGGCAGCUACGGGGACCUGGAGAUGGUGGUGUCCUCGGCCAUCGGCUGCCAGCUGGGCCAGGACACCCACGGGCUCCGAGUGGUGGUGGUGACCGCCGAUGCCAUCGUCCACCGCUACUACAGCCUCGAUGAGCUGAGCAAGCAGGGCAUCGGAGAGGACCUGCUGGCCUUGUUGAAGGACAAGUGACCACUGGGAGGACAGCUCCCAACCCCCUCCCCAUGGAGAUCAUGGCAGACAGACAGGUGGACAUGCAGCUUGUGGCUGCAGGCACAGGGCCAAGCUUGGAGCCACCCUGAACUCUCUCCAAACACAACUGCCCUCCCUGAUAAAUAAUAAUAAUAAUAAAGGUGGGGAGCCUGGAAAUAAAUAAAAGAGUGUCAGUUGGCUUUC
Molecule: messenger RNA, 1245 nt
Organism: Erinaceus europaeus (western European hedgehog)
Lineage: Eukaryota; Metazoa; Chordata; Mammalia; Eulipotyphla; Erinaceidae
Gene: CPPED1
Product: calcineurin like phosphoesterase domain containing 1
Exons: 4
Coding region: 100-1041 (313 amino acids)
Molecular function (GO): hydrolase activity
Source: RefSeq, a predicted model, not a curated record